AUGGGGAGAGGAGAUACUACGCAACAAGCUUAUGAUCCAUUACUGGGGACUUACAUACCGUGCCCCACCAAUACGCCGUCUACUGAGAUAUUAAAAAUCAUAGCCUGCAUCGGAGCAUCGGCAGCUCUGUGCGGCGCGGCGUGCGCGGCGUACCGGUACUACCGGUACGGUACAUGCAUGCAAACCUACGGCCGGGACAUGACGGCCUCGGCCGCCAAGGGUGACCCGGUUGUUGGCCGCGACAAGGAGAUCGAGCGUGUCGUACGCAUCCUCUCCCGCCGGACGAAGAACUGCGCCGUGCUUGUCGGCGCCGCCGGCGUCGGUAAGACUGCCAUCGCCGAGGGCCUCGCACAGCGCAUCGCGUCCGGGACGGUCCCCGCCUCGCUCGCCGGCGCGCGUGUCGUGGCGGUCGACCUCGCGGCCAUGGUGGCUGGGACCAGGUGGCGCGGCAUGUUUGAGGAACGCAUGAAGAAUAUGAUCAACCAUGCGGAAGCUGCGGACGGCAAGAUUAUUCUCUUCAUCGAUGAGAUGCACAUGCUGAUUGGGGCCGGUGACCCGGCAGGUAGCGGCGAUGCUGCAAACAUACUUAAGCCAGCGUUGGCCCGUGGCCGCAUCCGCUGCAUGGGAGCCACUACUCACGAGGAGUACCGCAAGCACGUCGAGAAAGACCCCGCGCUCGAGCGGCGGUUCCAGAAGGUGCACGUCCAAGAACCCAGCACGCACGCCACCAUUGCCAUCUUGAAGGGGAUCAAGGAGCGGUACCAAAACCACUAUGAUGUGGAAAUUCCAGACGAUACUAUUCAUGCUACCGUCCACCUUGCUGACCGCUACAUCACAGGUCGUCGGUUUCCCGAUAAGGCAAUUGAUCUAAUUGACGAGGCUUGCACCUCGAUAGAGGGAAAAGCAAAAAGAAUUGUUGGCCGGGAACAUAUUGUACAGGUUUUGAGCCAAUGGACUGGAAUUCCUAUGACUAAGCUUGAUCAAAAGGAGAAGGUCGGGUUAGUUAACUUAGCGGACAGAUUGCAUGAGCGGGUAAUUGGCCAGAAUGAGGCGGUCAAUUUGGUUGCUGAAGCAGUGUUACGUUCCAGGGCUGGUCUUGCUCAGCCUGGCCAACCGAUAGGAUCCUUCCUAUUCCUGGGCUCGACUGGUGUUGGAAAGACCGAACUCGCAAAAGCUCUCGCUGAGCAGCUGUUUGACAGUGAGAAGAGAUUGCUUCGGUUUGACAUGUCAGAGUACGUUUCUGCUAGUUCUGUAUCACGUCUCAUCGGAGCACCCCCAAGCUAUCAUGGUUACCACGAAGGUGGACAACUGACCGAGAAAGUAAGGACACACCCGUACAGUGUAAUCCUUUUCGAUGAAGUGGAGAAGGCAGAUCGCUCGGUGUUGAAUGUUUUUCUUCAGCUGCUCGGCGAUGGUGUUUUGACUGAUGGUAAAGGCCAAAAGGUAGAUUUCAAGAAUACAAUAAUUAUUAUGACCUCAAAUCUGGGAGCAGAACACCUAACAUCAGAAGUGGCCGGAGAUAAUACAGUCAAGUCUCAGCGAGACGUUGUCAUGAAACAGGUUCGGAAAUACUUCAAGCCUGAGCUUCUCAACAGACUAAGCGAUAUUGUUGUAUUUGAGCCACUUUCGCAUCACCAACUGAAAGAGGUUGUAAAAAUCCAGAUGAUCAGUGUCACUGCGAGAGUAGCUGACAAGGGCAUCUCUCUUGUUUUAAGUGAUGAUGUGCUGGACGUUAUAUUGUCGGAAUCAUACAAUCCGAUGUAUGGUGCAAGGCCCAUAGAGAGGUGGGUGGAAAAGAACAUCGUAACAGUUAUCUCGAAGAUGCUGGUCACGGAAGAAGCCACUGAAGGCUCAACAAUCUCGAUCUUUGCUGCUGACGACAGUAAGGGGUUGAAGUACCAAUUGAUGAACAAGAUGGAUAUGACAGAUAUGGUUUAA
Molecule: messenger RNA, 1938 nt
Organism: Lolium rigidum
Lineage: Eukaryota; Viridiplantae; Streptophyta; Magnoliopsida; Poales; Poaceae
Product: chaperone protein ClpB1-like
Exons: 6
Coding region: 1-1938 (645 amino acids)
Biological process (GO): cellular response to heat
Cellular component (GO): cytoplasm
Molecular function (GO): ATP binding; ATP hydrolysis activity
Source: RefSeq, a predicted model, not a curated record